Messenger RNA from Glossina fuscipes, 798 nucleotides. RefSeq lists its product as uncharacterized. The coding region runs from base 104 to 676 and encodes 190 amino acids. The transcript has 3 exons. The record is from RefSeq and is a predicted model, not a curated record. NCBI's taxonomy places the organism in Eukaryota, Metazoa, Arthropoda, Insecta, Diptera, Glossinidae.
UUCAGUUGUUCUGUAGGAAUUACUAAAGAUAGAUCUAUAAUCUGUCGGUUCGCAUACGGAAUAUAAGUAAAAUUUUAUUAUACAUAGUUUUUUGUUUUAAAGUAUGAAGCAAAAUAUAAGAAAAUCAUUAAUUUGCGUUAUGAUGGCCAUACAAUUGGUCUCAUCUCAGCUUGGUUUUCCGGAAGUCGUCGACAUAAGCAAAAAUAAAGCUAAUCUGCAGGGUCGGUUGCCUCUGUUUUCGCCCGGACGCUGCAAGGAUUACGAACUCUUGUAUCCGGGUGAUCAAAAAAAUGAUUGGAUAUGCGAUUGUGCACCUGCCGCCAUUUAUCAUCCCGAUACGGAUGCUUGCUAUCCUGCAUUUCACAGAGGCCCCUGCGAAGCGGAGGAAAUACUGAUUUUACCCGACGAAAAAAUUAUACCCGCCUGUGUCCCCAACGAUUGCAAGGUAGAUGGGCGAAUUAAAGUACGGGGCGGUUGUUACGAUUUCGGUGAAAACGGUCCGUGCCAAACGACUGCUACUGAGAGCUACGUAAUAGGCGUUGAUCCAAAAACUUUGCAUGUUGAUUGCAUCCGAUUAUCAAUAGAAAAUCGAUUCGCCUCUGAACCCGUGAAGGAUUCGUGCACAAAUCGUGGUAGCAAGAAAUUUUUAAAAGGCGAUUGUAUGAAUCAAAAAUGAUUUUUUUUUUUUUUCAAAUGCAUAUAAACAAAAUUUCCUUACUACAAUGACGAAUUAAUUAUACGAAUUUUGUAAUAAGAAAUAAACAUUAUGUGGAAGGUUUCCCUUUCUUGGUGCGUUUA